Lactuca virosa is the source of this 489-nucleotide messenger RNA. NCBI's taxonomy places the organism in Eukaryota, Viridiplantae, Streptophyta, Magnoliopsida, Asterales, Asteraceae. The record is from the annotation of a GenBank genome assembly.
AUGGACCCCGGAUUCCCCGAUGUAAUGGCCGAUGGAUACGGUUCCCGGAAUAUGUUUAAAAAUGCGGAUGAUCCAUUCCGCGGAGGGGGACGUCAGUCCGCGGAGGCUUCUCCGCGGAGUGAUGUGUUUCCAACAUUACAGACUCCGCAGUCUCCCCCACGACAACAUAGUCCCGUCCGAAAUAGUCCACCUCCUGUUUCCUCGCCUGCUCGAAGAAGGAUGUACAAGUCCGAAAUACAAACAUCUUCGACUGAAUCUGCCACAAAUGCUUCUUCCUCGCAACAUCUUGAAACAGAAACAAGUUAUAUGUCACACGACACAUCAAGAUUGGAAAAGAAGAAGAAGACGAGCACAAAGGCAUUAGUGAAGCGUCUACUAGGCGUUGUGGCUGACUUAAGUUCUAAAGUAGACCGUGUAUUACAGAAAAAAGAUGAACCCGACACAAUUUUGAACCAGACAGAAGGUUUCGAGAGAGAGAGGAAGAGAUGA